UUAAAUAAUACGGCAGGAGAUGCAGAAGAUGGUUACAGGUACGUCCUUCUUUUCAUUACUGUGUUUAUGCAGUUGGCUUUCAUCCGACGGAGGCUAUGAUUGCUUACAAUUAGAAGCAAGAAGAGAAGAACACAGGUGUGCUCUUUUCAGUUACAGAGGAAAUUUCGUAAAAAGAAAAUCGCUUGGGUUCUUGAAAGGCCACAGUUCUGGUUCAAGCAUAUGGUUUUGAGCCAUUACGAAAAUAAUAUCUGGUGAGAACAUUUCCGUAUUUCAAGGCAAACCUUUUGGUUUGUUUGCGAUUUUGGUUAGACCACAUCUAACAAGACAAGAUACAAACAUGCGAAGAGCAAUUCCAGUGGAGAAGAUAGUAGCUGUUGCCUUCUGGCACCUCGCAACCAGAAAUUCAUACUGCAGCAUGGGACUUGUUUUUGGAAUUGUAAGAUGCACUGGAAUGAAUUUAAAAGACAAAUUUUGUUCAGCGCUUCUAAUGAGUGCUAAUGUUUUUAUGAAGUUCCCAAAAGGAGAAGCUGAAACGAGAAGAGCAAUUCAGGCAUUCCAAGAGAUAAGUUGUUUUCCCCAAGAGGUUGGUGCCAUUGACAGAUAACAUAUACUGAUUAUUGCGCCAAAAAACGACCCUUAUGACUAUUACAAUAGGAAGCAGUUCCAUAGUAUAGUUCCACAAGGUGUAGCUGAUGCAGAAGGACAUUUUAUACAUCUGAGCACUGGUUAUGCAGGAAGUAUUCAUGAUGCAAGGGUUCUAUGCAUGAGUUCACUAGUGAAGGAAGUGGAAGAUGGGACAAUACUAGUAUCUGCCGAUACUCGUACUGGGACUGGUGAAGAAAUAAGGCCCCUUCUGGUAGCUGAUCCAAAGUGCAAACCUACUAAUUGGUGUAUGAAGCCCUAUCCUGAAAUAAGAGGAAUCACUCCUGGUAAAUGUAACUUUAACAAAGCACUAAGUAGGGCUAGGGUGGUUAUAGAGCAGGCAUUUGGAAUGUUGAAGGGGAGAUGGCAUUUUCUCCUAGUCAAACUUGACGAAUCAGUGGACAAGAUACCUCUGACUAUUAUAACCUGUUGUAUUUUGCAUAAUAUCUGCAUAGAAGUUUGCGAUGAUGUGGAUGUGGACCCCAAGGAUGAUGAUCCAGACGAGCUUCCCCCACUCCCAGGUCACAUGAAUUGCGAAGGUUCACAGCUAAGAGACAAGAUAGAGGAAGCCUUUUUCAGCAACUAAUGCAUAUUAAAUGAACAAAAUUAUUCAAAAGGAGCACCUUUAACCAUCAUUUCAUCAAAGAAAAUGUAGCCUCGGUGCUCAGAUAAAUCAACAAAAUUUUGACAAAAUGUUACUGAGUAAAAAAUUAUUUAACUUUUUUUAAAGUGAAGCCUUAAUCAGAAGUUUUGUUACU
This is a messenger RNA of Orbicella faveolata, 1400 nucleotides long. Its product is annotated as protein ALP1-like. NCBI's taxonomy places the organism in Eukaryota, Metazoa, Cnidaria, Anthozoa, Scleractinia, Merulinidae. The record is from RefSeq and is a predicted model, not a curated record.